Messenger RNA from Schizophyllum commune H4-8, 2254 nucleotides. RefSeq lists its product as uncharacterized. NCBI's taxonomy places the organism in Eukaryota, Fungi, Basidiomycota, Agaricomycetes, Agaricales, Schizophyllaceae. The record is from RefSeq and is a predicted model, not a curated record. The transcript is spliced from 8 exons. The coding region runs from base 262 to 2049 and encodes 595 amino acids.
CCGGGCGACUCAAUUUCGGAAGCGCACUCUGGCAAACCUCAGGAACAGCACGCAACAGAAUCUCUGCAUACAACGCAACCCUGAGUAGGGCGGACUCAUCCUUGGCGCGAUCGUACCUUCGAGCGCCCAUAUAAAGGUCAUGCGCGAGCAGUGUCUUACGCAGACCUCAUCGGAUACUUCUCAUCCCGAGCCCGCUGGGAUUUGGACCAGCUGUCGUUGAUACCAGUCCCCUCAAGUACAAGUGGUCACUGAUACACCGCCAUGACGGAGGCCGCGAAAACUGCAUACGAGCCAGAGUUCCCGCACCCCUUCGUUGAUCGCUCGCAGUACGAUGAAGAGCCCAAGGGGACGUGGGCACCUCGGGCGAUCCUCGAGUUGAGGAUGUAUCAGUUGUCUGCGACGCUGCGCGAGAAGCCUGAGUGGUGGCGCAAAGCCAGGGACCCCGAGAUCAGGCAGAAGUGGUUCGAGGAGGUGAAGGCACAGCAGGAGAAGGAGGAGAAGCGGUGGCGCUUGUCCGAUAACAUGAUCAACUACACGCUUGGUGAGCUGCAGGACUACGCCCAGCUCCGGGAUGAGGAAACGGGGAUUGAGUGCGGCCCUUACGAGUGCAUCUGGCGCUCCGACAAGCUCAUCUCUGACGAACUGCGCGCCGCCCUCCGCGCCGCCGUCGCGCCCCUCGAAAACGUUCCCGAAGAACAGAAGGACUGGCACCCCGGCUCCAACAAGCAAGUCCUCGACCUCGUGCACCCCUCGCUCUAUCCCUUGGUCUACGGCAAGACACUCGGCAAGCAGCCCGAUGGCUCGAUGGGGACCUUCGCUCCGCCCUCGCCCUCCGCCCAUAGCCCGGGCGACCCGGCCGUGGAGUAUGGCCUGCGGGACGCGGAGGUCCUGCGCAGCUACAUCUCCCCGCGCUUCCAGUGGCUGCCGUCGGAUUUCGAGGUGCGAGAGGAUGGGAGCGUGCGCCUCGCGUCGCCGUACAUCAAUAACGUCCCGCCGGAGCACGCAAAGCAGCUCGUGCCUGUCCUUGAGCGCGUCGUCGCGCGCGCGGUGCCGCUGUGGGAGCGCGUGCUGGGCGAUCUGCGGCGCGGGGAGCCGAAGAUGCGGCUGGGGCCCGUGCUGGAGAGCAAGAGCUGGUACGGGGCGAGCAAGGGGCUGGACUGCGUGUGGAGGGACGGGGAGCCGGAGGAUCCGCCGGAGGACGAUGAGUACUACGCGUAUUACUCCCUGGAAUGGGAGACGUAUAAGGCGCGGAGGGACGCGUGGUUCGCGGGCAAGCCGAUGGCGCUGCCGGAGGCGCCGGGGGAGUAUGAUGGGAAGCUGGUGGAGAAGAGAGAGGUGUUUGGGUUGAGGGGGAGGGAGAUUCAGGUGAUCACCAAGCUGGCGAAUAUUGUGUUGGGGCCGGGCAAUCCGGCGUACCCUGGGGGAACGUGGCAUGUGGAAGGAAUGUGGAACGAGCGGAUUGUGUCCACCUUCAUCUACUACUACGAGUCCGAGAAUAUCCAGGAUACAACACUCGCAUUCCGCCAGGCGACCGCGGAGCCAUUGUACCACCGGCAGGACGAUGUCUUCUGCAUGUGGACGCUCUACCGCAUGGAGCGGGACCGGCCGUGCGUGCAGGAUAUAGGGAGCAUUCAGACGAAGGAGGGCCGCUGUAUAGCGUUUCCCAAUUUGUUCCAGCAUAAGGUUUCGCCCUUCGCCCUCACCGACCCCACCAAGCCCGGCGUCCGCAAGAUCCUCGCCCUCUUCCUCGUCGAUCCGACCCGCCCCGUGCCCUCCGCCACCGACAUCGCCCCGCAGCAGAAAGAAUGCAUGCAAGAAGCCCUCUACGGCGCGCAACUGUCUCCAACCAACCGCCUCUCUACCCUGCCGACGGAGCUCAUUAGCACGAUCGAGGCAGACUUGACGCCGGGGAUGAUGUCCCGGGAGGAGGCGCUGGCGAUCCGGGAGGAGCUGAUGGCGGAAAGGUCGGUCAAGAGGGAUGAGGAGGGGGAGGUGCUGGAGAGGGAUGGGACUUUGUUUAGUGGGGGUUUUAAUAUGUGUGAACACUGACUUCGUGAGCUCAAGCCUCAGAGUCGGUAACGCAUUCCCUAUGAAACGUUGCAACUCGUGUACUUGAAGAACCUCGCUCGUUAUACGGCGAUGAAUAGCCCCUUUUAGAGUGACACUGACUCAACCAAUCCUUGACACUAGUGAACCUGCUUCGAUCAUUUCUCCCUCAACGAAGGCAUAGGUCAAUGAUUGGAGUUCUCCCGGC